GCGUCGUAGCAUCAGAGGUGGCGCCACCGCCACAGAGACGCCAUAGGGUAUGGAGAUGCCGGGUGGCGUGAGGCUCGGGGACGUAAACUAACGCUGAAGGUCGCGGCCUUGGUUCGCCGGUGAAUGUUCAUACGGUCUGUGAAUGAAAUCGAGUAGCGCGAAGUGAAUUUGGGAACCUCGAUGGUGCCCGAACGCUGCAGUAUACGCGCCCCUAGUGCAUCGCUGCGAGUAACACGGAAGUGUUCAAGUCCGUUUGGUGCAUCUCCUCGUACUCCUGGCUGAACUUGCAAGCGACACGCGAGCGUCGCCAUGCCCAUGGACCUGGAACUGGUGUUGUCGGCCAACCCGCCGCUCUUUGUGGGCAGCGAGUGCCGGCUCAGCGUCUGCGCCCUGCAGCAGAGUAACCCGCUCUUCCAGACGUGCUCGGUCAAACGCAGCUACCGACGAGCCUCCACCAAUGUGCCGCCCAUCAAGCCGUGUAUGUCUCCGCGCGACGAACAAAUUCAGAGCGAACCAACGAGUCCGACGUCGUCGAACCGCAUCAAGCGGCGGGUGUCGUUUGCCGAUGACCGGGGCUACUCGCUCACCCAGGUGCGCGUCAUGAAGGAGCCGUCGGACAGCCCGCCGCGGUGGACGGACGAGUUUGUGGCUCGGAUAACGCGCGACAUGCGGCUCGACGCGCCUCUGUGGGAGACUGCCUUCACGCAGCCGGCCUCGGAUUACGUAGAGUUCCGACAGACGCUCGACACCAACUUCGUCUCGCUCGAGAACGUCAUUGUCAAGAGCGACGAGCUCAUCACGGGCACCAUCAAGGUAAAGAACGUCACCUUCGAGAAGCGCGUCUUUGUGCGCGCCAGCUUCGAUGGUUGGAAGACUAUGCAAGACUAUGCGGCUGAGUACGUGGCCAGCGGCCACUUAAGCAACAUGUACGACACGUUCUGCUUCUCGAUUCCCAUCCCGUCGUCGGCGUCGAGCAAUUUAGGCGUGAUAGAGUUCUGCGUUUGCUUCAAGCACGAGCAGGAAGAACACUGGGACAAUAACAAAGGAAAGAACUACAAGCUGGUGGCGCUAACCAAAAAGGCUCCCAGCCCAACUGUGUUGCGACGCUUUACAGACGCCCUCAAGGCGGACGUGGACUCUUGGACAGAGUUUGCCAGUUGGAAGAACCUGGCCACAGAAGGGCCCUACUGGUGACUGGAGGCACCCUGUAGGCUACCUGCACCCUCCCUUAACGAACCAUUCUCGCUUAUUGUGCUGUUUUAAUUAGCUUCCAAGUGAUAGGUUUAAUUAAUUGUUCCUGUCAGCUUACUACUGAAAGAGAGAAGGUGGACAGUAUACGGUUAGGCAACAGCACUGGUCACAUCAUGGUUGUGCAAACUGUUAGUGAAGUAGCGGUGUUUGCAUUUUGCAUGACUGUACGAGAUGCACUUACAAGAAAGCACCACUGCUUGAGCUUGUCCACGAAAUGAGUUUCUAGUCUGAGUUCACGUGCGUCUGCAGCUUGGGACAUUCGAAAGUGCUGAGGACUGCUCGUCUAGUCCUUGCUCGAGUGCGCUGUAAAAAUGUGCUGCUUAGAGGGGGCUUUUUUUUUUAAAUGAAGUGCAGACCUGUCCGAGUGUACCUGUCUCGUGUGCCAAGCAACUUGGGGACAUUUGGAGUGCUUUACAAGUGAACACUGGGGGUUGGCUGAAUGCCAUGCAGAGUUUUGUACAUACUCAUAUUUUUGGGUGCCCUAUUUACACCUUGCCUAGAUAUUUAGUAAAGCUUAGCGAGUUAGGUUCUUCGUGUACAUUGCAAAUGUUGUGCACUGGUUGGCACUUCAGAGGCGUGGCUGCAUUCCUAGUGCGGGCCACACGAUGCUCAGGGCUAUUUAAGCCAUGAUAUAAGCAAACGUUGCUUGAGGCAAUCCACUGUGAGCAGUGUCUUAAAUUCCUUGCGUAGUGUAUAGGGUUCCUGUAUGCGUGAUUAGGGUAGAUGUGUGUCUCAGGACAAUUUGUUCUGUCUUUCAGAAGUUGUUGCCAGCCUUUUUCUUUGUACAUACGAACUUUGUUGGUUUUUCCUGCUCUCUGAUAACCCGUGCCAUGGUAUUUUACUCCAGGACAUUUUUAGCACAAUCGCAACGAAUUGUUGAACAAUAAAAAACUUGCUUUUGGUGGCGAUCGCA
Dermacentor albipictus is the source of this 2164-nucleotide messenger RNA. Its product is annotated as protein phosphatase 1 regulatory subunit 3B-B-like. Gene Ontology annotation, cellular component: protein phosphatase type 1 complex. The record is from RefSeq and is a predicted model, not a curated record. Lineage: Eukaryota; Metazoa; Arthropoda; Arachnida; Ixodida; Ixodidae. Gene Ontology annotation, molecular function: glycogen binding; protein phosphatase 1 binding. Gene Ontology annotation, biological process: regulation of glycogen biosynthetic process.